UGCUGUAUUGUCAUGUCCUAUUUAGGUGUUGGUAGGUUUAACUACUCAUCAUUUAUAUUGGACAUGUUUAUUCUUGUAUUUUCAUGGUCUCCCUCCAUGAGCAGUGGAAGAGACCAGCUGAUCACCUUGUAGCAUUUUCAUGAGCAGUUCUUGCAUUUCCUGUCUAUGGGUAUGGUGCAACUGCUGAAUUUUUAUUUUCUGGGCUUGUGAACCCGAUACAUUUUAUGUUUGUAUAAACCCAAAAGAAAUCGUUACAGUAUCAUACAUUUGUAUGUAUAUAUAUGGAAUAGUUUCCUUUCUUGAAGCAAGGUGGUGGUCAAGAACUAGCAGAUGAAAAAGGAAGGAAGAGAGACUGUACUUAUCAUUAAGGUGUUACAAGAAGUUGGGUUGGUGAUUAGAUUUUUAUAGUCUAUCCAUAUUAACAGUCUAGAGGUUUCUAUAUUCGAGUUUUGGGUCAAUGGCCAUGGAGAUGAUGAAUUAUAGGGUCUCUGAAAUGGAGUCUGGUAACAAGGAUGUGCCAAGCCCUAUUCUUGUGAGGUCUCACAGCAGGGAUGAUGAUGGCCGCCUGAGGAGAACAGGCAAUGCUUGGACCGCUUCUUCUCAUGUGAUAACUGCUGUCAUUGGAUCUGGAGUGCUGUCUUUGGCUUGGAGUAUGGCUCAGUUGGGAUGGUCUGCAGGACCAAUUGCUCUUGCGGGUUUCUCCAUUGUCACCUAUUAUACAUCCCUUUUGCUUGCAGACUGUUAUAGGAGCCCAGAUCCAAUCACUGGGAGGAGAAACUAUACAUACAUGGAUGCUGUUAUGGCCAACCUGGGCGGUGCGAAGGUAUUCUUAUGUGGGUUGCUCCAGUAUGGAAAUCUCUUGGGCACAUCAAUUGGAUAUACAAUCACUGCUUCAACAAGCAUGGUGGCUAUUGAAAGGUCUAAUUGCUUUCAUAAGUAUGGGCAGAAGGCUCCUUGCCAUAUUUCUAAUAACCUGUACAUGGUCAUUUUUGGGGUGGUUCAAAUAAUAUUUUCUCAGAUACCUGAUUUGCAUGAAGUUUGGUGGUUGUCAAUAGUGGCAGCUGUCAUGUCAUUCUCAUAUUCAUCUAUUGGACUUGGUCUGGGAAUUGGCAAAGCUGUGGAGAAACAUGCCGAUUAUGGUUCCUUGAAAGGAGUUGGAAUCAGAGAUGUAUUCCACGAUGCAGAUAAAACAUGGAGUGUGUUUCAGGCUCUGGGCAACAUUGCAUUUGCUUAUUCAUUCUCCAUGGUUCUAAUAGAAAUACAGGACACCAUCAAAUCUCCACCUGCAGAGAACAAAACCAUGAAAAAGGCAACCACCAUUGGUGUAGCAGUCACAACAUUAUUUUACUUGUCUGUGGGCUGUGUGGGCUAUGCAGCAUUUGGAGACAAUGCACCAGGAAACCUUCUCACUGGGUUUGGAUUCUACAACCCAUUUUGGCUGGUGGAUAUUGCCAACAUCUGCAUUGUAAUACAUCUGGUGGGAGCUUAUCAGGUCUUCAGUCAGCCUCUAUUUGCAUUUGUUGAGGAAUGGUGCUCCAGUAAAUGGCGCAAUAGCAAUUUCAUAAACAAGCAAUAUACAGUAAAGCUUCCAGGCUAUGGUCCAUUAGAACUGACCCUCUUCCGCCUGUUAUGGAGGACCUGUUUUGUUAUUUUCACAACACUGGUAUCCAUGAUUCUUCCUUUCUUCAAUGAUAUAAUGGGCAUCUUAGGAGCUCUUGCAUUCUUUCCACUCACGGUGUACUUCCCAAUACAAAUGUACAUUGUUCAACACAAAGUGAAGCCAUGGAGCAGGAAGUGGUUGAUUCUGCACCUGUUGAGCACUGUCUGCUUCAUUGUAUCACUGGCGGCUCUGGUGGGCUCAGUUGCAGGUGUCGUUGCAAGACUUCAACAGAAUUACAAGCCCUUCAAAACCACCUACUAGAAAGUGACUUCUAUAUAUAUCAUUUUGCUUUAUAUCACCUCACCUCGUUUAAAAACAACAUGGUGAAUAAGUGAUGUACAUCCUUGGAGCAAUACCAUUGUGUCUUGCUAACUUUCAUAUGAUAUGAUGAAUUGGAUAUUUUGUUCCUAUGCUGCA
This is a messenger RNA of Cryptomeria japonica (Japanese cedar), 2077 nucleotides long. RefSeq names its product amino acid permease 3. The transcript has 7 exons. The coding region runs from base 458 to 1921 and encodes 487 amino acids. Gene Ontology annotation, cellular component: plasma membrane. The record is from RefSeq and is a predicted model, not a curated record. NCBI's taxonomy places the organism in Eukaryota, Viridiplantae, Streptophyta, Pinopsida, Cupressales, Cupressaceae.